GAACUAAAAGAUCAAAUGGCAUCAAGAAUGUUCAACGCAGGAGUGACCGAGGGACAAUCAACCACGAGGCCACCUUUGUUCGAUGGAACAAACUACUCGUAUUGGAAGGUGAGGAUGAGAAUCUUUAUCCAAUCCAACGACUACAAGCUAUGGUUGAUUGUGAAGAACGGCUGCGGAGUCCCGAUGAAGAAAGUCGGUGAAGUCAACGUUCCCAAAACCGAAGAGGAGUUCCACGACGAAGAUUGCAAAAAGAUGGAGCUCAACGCAAAAGCAAUAAACAUGAUUUAUUGCGGUGUUAAUGCGGAUGACUACCGCAAAAUUUCGCGGUGUGAAACCGCAAAACAAAUGUGGGAGAAAUUGGAGGUCACCUACGAAGGAACCGCGCAGGUUCGGGAGGCCAAAAUCGACCAUCUUACUCACGAGUACGAACUCUUCUCAAUGAAGGAAAACGAGAAGAUUGAGGAAAUCUUUGAGAGGUUCUCUAACAUCAUUAAUCCUCUCAAUCUUCUCGGGAAGACCUACACCGACCGAGAGCUCGUGAGAAAGGUGCUACGAAGCCUAUCCCCCAAAUGGCGUUCAAAGGUGGACGCAAUCGAAGAAGGUCGUGACUUCCAAACAACGACUUAUGAUGCUCUUCGAGGUAAUCUUAUUACCUACGAAACCACCCAACUCUCAAAGGUGGUUGAAGAGAGGAACAAGAGGUCUGUUGCUCUACCCGCAACAACAUCAACCCACAACAACGUUGAUGAAGAAGAUGAUGACAGCGACGACACCGACCUCGGACUCUUUGUCCGAAAAUUCAAGAAGAUGAUGCUCAAGAAGGGAGCCAAGAAGAAAACUCCACCCAAAUGCUAUGGGUGUGGUGAAAUUGGACACACCAAACCAAUGUGUCCGAAGCUCAAGAACGAGAAGGACAAGAGGGCACCGAAGAAGCAACGUGCCUACAUCUCUUGGGAGAACGACGGCUCCGGGAGUGAAGACUCAGAAACGGAGGAAGUGGCCAACUUAUGUCUCAUGGCCAUUGAAGAUGGUGAUACAUCAAAAGAGGUAAGUGAUCAAGAACCUUCUCCCAAUGAU
Molecule: messenger RNA, 1077 nt
Organism: Cuscuta campestris
Lineage: Eukaryota; Viridiplantae; Streptophyta; Magnoliopsida; Solanales; Convolvulaceae
Source: the annotation of a GenBank genome assembly